Vigna umbellata (rice bean) is the source of this 1701-nucleotide messenger RNA. The record is from RefSeq and is a predicted model, not a curated record. NCBI's taxonomy places the organism in Eukaryota, Viridiplantae, Streptophyta, Magnoliopsida, Fabales, Fabaceae.
UGAUGACGCAAACGCGGCCGUGUAAGCUACGCGUCGGGAAAGGCGCCCUCCAAAUCAUAUGAGAGCUUCAUAUUAACCACAAAGGUUUUCCACUAUCAUAAUCUAAAAAGAUAAGCUGCAGAAUUUCUCCUAUUAAUUAUUCAAUCCAACAUGCUAGCCUCCAACUUCUGUACAACCUCGUUAACACUUCAAUUACUAUGUCUGUUAUGCAUGCUUUUUCUUGCAUCUGCAUCAGCAGCCAUUUACAGUGCCCACUACUGCAGCAAUGAAACCUUUUACUCACCCAACACCAAAUUUCAAUCCAACUUGAAUACCCUUCUCUCUUCUCUUGUUUCAAACUCCUCCCUUCCCUCCAACAGCGGUUUCCUCCGAACCUCCGUCGACGACAUUGACGGCCGUUUCCUCUGCCGCGGCGACGUCAACCCGACCGUCUGCCAUGGCUGCGUCGCCGCAGCAGCAGCCAACAUAACUCGCCUCUGUCCCAACGAUACCGAGUCCUACAUCUGGUACGACGAGUGUACGCUAAUCUACUCCAACAGCACCUUCGACAAUGAUGACAUAGUUCCCGGGUAUCCCCUCAACGACGAAGGAAGCACCGUUAACUCAAAUCAGGACCACUUCAACCAAUUACUGUCGAACUUGUUAAACAGUUUGGAGGGAAAAGCUUUGGCGAGUUCCAUGGGAGAGAAGAAGUUCGCCGCAGGUGCGGUGAGUGUGACGACCGCGCAAACGCUGUAUGGAAUGGCGCAGUGCGAGCCAGACUCAACGAGUGGUCGCUGUGAGGCGUGCUUUCGAAGCGCAAUUGCAGCUAUUCCAUCGUGUUGCAACGGAAGCGGAGGAGCAAGGCUUCUGCUUCCCAUCUGUAGCAUCAGAUACCAACUGCAUCCUUUUCUGUACAAUUCCACCAUGCUCAUUCCUUCUUCAGGUAGCAAAAGUACAUUGAUGAUCGUGGCAAUUGUUCUCCCGAUUGCUAUUUUGGCGCUGUUCUUGUUCAUAGGAUGCUGUUGGUGGCGAAGAAGGCAAAGAGAAAACCGUGAGGAUGUCCAGGACGUGAAUGAUAGCCUUAGGAGAUAUUUGACUGAGGAAGAGUCUUUGCAUUUUGACUUGGCUACAAUAGAAGCAGCCACAGAUAGUUUCUCAGAUGAGAUGAAGAUAGGAGAAGGUGGAUUUGGGGCGGUUUAUAAGGGUACCUUUCCUAAUGGAGAAGAGAUAGCUGUGAAGAGGCUAUCAAGAACCUCCCUCCAAGGUGACAGAGAAUUCAAGAACGAGGUUCUACUUAUUGCUCAGCUUCAACACAAAAACUUAGUUAGACUGUUAGGCUUUUGUAUGGAGAGAACGGAGAGGAUACUGGUUUACGAGUUUAUCCAAAAUUCCAGCCUCGACCACUAUCUAUUUGGUCACGAAGACCAUGGAGUUCUAGACUGGGCAAGACGUUACAAAAUUAUAGUUGGGAUUGUACGUGGAGUUCAAUAUCUCCAUGAAGAUUCUCGGCUAAAAGUAAUACACCGCGAUCUCAAGGCAUCUAAUGUUUUACUAGAUGCCGAUAUGAAUCCAAAGAUUUCCGACUUUGGAAUGGCAAAGGUUUUCCAUGGAGAUCAAAGUCAAGAAAAUACAAGAACAGGAAGGGUAGUUGGAACUUUGUAAGUUAAAUGUAAUUGUAGAUUAUGGUAUACCUUAUACCAGCUGAAAGAAUUGUUUCUG